AUGAUUUUCUUAGUUCAUUUUAGCUUUUUCUUGUUAAUUAUUAAUUCAAAGAGUGCUUUGGCCUGUUUAGAUGAUAACUGCCGUUUAUUAGCCUUUCCAUCCUCGUUAUUCUUCGAGGGGGAACGUCUUGUUAACCACACCAUGGCAACCAUCAGUGUGAUUGACAGGGACACGUGCGAGUUUCGUUGUUACCUGGAACACAGCUGUGUCAGUAUCAACUUUAAUGUUCAACCGAAAGAGCCUGAGACAGAAAACUGUGAACUGAACAACUCAACCAGUCAAGAACAUGAGAAGGACUUGAUCAAGGCAGCAAAUUAUGUUUACCAUGGAACGAAUAAUGCCUGUGGUAAUUCACCGUGCAAGAACAAUGCAACCUGUCAAUCAGGUUUUACCAGUCAACGAUAUCGCUGCUUAUGCUCUCCCGGAUUUACUGGCCACAACUGUGAUCGCGUCGCAGAUAAGUGCAACAGCAACCCAUGUCAGAACCAAGGAUCCUGUAAGGACGGUAAAUGCCAAUGUCAGCCUGGAUAUUCCGGAGAACUCUGCGAAAUAGUCGCAGAUAAGUGCAAUAGCAACCCAUGUCAGAACCAAGGAUCCUGUAAGGACGGUAAAUGCCAAUGUCAGCCUGGAUAUUCCGGAGAACUCUGCGAAAUAGUCAUAGAUAAGUGUAACAGCAAUCCAUGUCAGAACCAAGGAUCCUGUGAGGACGGUAAAUGCCAAUGUCAGCCUGGAUUUUCCGGAGAACUUUGUGAAAUAGUUAUAGCCGAUCGGUGUGACAGCAAUCCAUGUCAGAAUGACGGCAACUGCAUUGGCGGUAAAUGCGAAUGCCUUCCUGGAUAUUCUGGAGAAAACUGCGAAGAAGAAAUUUUGGACUGUGCGCUAAAUCCAUGUCACAAUGAAGGAACCUGCAUCGAGGAAGCUUUUGGAUACAAAUGCAAAUGUCUACAAGGAUUCACUGGUGAUCACUGUGACACAGGAUUCAUCAGGAAUUCAAAUAUACUGACAAUAAAUGAAUCUUACUUGGCCUAUCUUCAUGAGUUCCUGGUCCCUGCCGUCGGAAAUAAUUCCCACUGGUUGCUAUGCUACCGCGCCUCUUUACAUGGCUGGGAAGGAAAGGACUUCCACACUCGUUGUGAUGGAAAGAAAUAUACCGUAACAGUUAUAAAGAAAAACCAGUAUGUUUUUGGAGGCUACACUGACGUUCCAUGGGCCGAUUGUCCUCCGGGAGCAAGAACAAAGGACCCGUCAGGUCGCUGUUGUGUAUUUCCUUUCGAGUAUGAAGGCCAUAUGUACCACAAGUGUGCAGGGAAAAUACUGGGAAUUUUCGGGAAACCGUGGUGUUCAUUCGAUGCUGUCUACAAUGGUGACUGGGCGUCUUGUGAUGAAAAUCCUAGUCAAGGAUAUCGCAGGACAGAUAAGGCUUUUAUUUAUUCACUCGACAACAAAGAAGGAAUGGCGCCGUUUAAGAGUAUGGUGAAGCAUGAUUCCCAAGCCAUUUAUAUGGAGAUGAGUCACGGUCCAACGUUUGGUGGAGGCUUCGAUAUUCAUAUUGCUAACAACGCAGGUCAUAAUGUUCAUUCAUACACCAGGUUUGGUCACUCCUUCUUGGCUCCAAGUGAGGUAAAGGAGAAGGAUACAGUGUUAGCUGGGAGUCUAAGAUUUACUCCUGAUGAAGUAGAGGUGUUUUAUCUCUCCUAA
Molecule: messenger RNA, 1698 nt
Organism: Pocillopora verrucosa
Lineage: Eukaryota; Metazoa; Cnidaria; Anthozoa; Scleractinia; Pocilloporidae
Source: RefSeq, a predicted model, not a curated record